ACUGCAAGCCUGGUCCGCCGCGCUUUCGGAGUGAGUCUGUCUGUGCUUCCCUCGAUCCGCCCUCCGCCCGCCGACGGACAGCUGCUCGCCCUCGUGUUCUCCCUGCUGCUCGGACACAUAGUAUGACCAUUAGGUGUUUCGUCUCCCAGCCAUUUUCUAUGGAAAACCAAGGAGAUCGGGCCAUGAUAGCCACUGGCAGCUUUGAAGAAAGGGAUGCCUUUAGAGAAGCUUGAUCUUGGAGAACUCUGUGUGAGACCUUACAAAGCCGGAUUCCGGCAGAGUUCCUCUAUCUCGUCUUGUUGCUGAUUGAAGGUGCCCCCUUCAAUUUUUCUCCAUCUCCUGGGAGGUAGCAGGAAAUCGGCAUCAUGGUUGGGUUCAAGGCCACAGAUGUGCCCCCUACUGCCACUGUGAAGUUCCUGGGGGCUGGCACAGCUGCCUGCAUUGCAGAUCUCAUCACCUUUCCCCUGGAUACUGCCAAAGUCCGGCUGCAGAUCCAAGGAGAAGGGCAGGGGUUAGUGCGGGCUGCAGCCAAUGCCCAGUACCGCGGUGUGCUGGGCACCAUCCUGACCAUGGUGCGCACCGAGGGCCCCCGCAGCCUCUACAACGGGCUGGUCGCCGGCCUGCAGCGCCAGAUGAGCUUUGCCUCCGUCCGCAUCGGCCUCUAUGACUCCGUCAAGCAGUUCUACACCAAGGGCUCUGAGCAUGCCAGCAUCGGGAGCCGCCUCCUGGCAGGCAGCACCACAGGUGCCCUCGCUGUGGCUGUUGCCCAGCCCACGGACGUGGUAAAGGUCCGGUUCCAGGCUCAAGCCCGGGCUGGAGGUGGCCGGAGAUAUCAAAGCACUGUUGAUGCCUACAAGACCAUUGCCCGAGAGGAAGGGUUCCGAGGACUCUGGAAAGGGACCUCUCCCAAUGUUGCGCGUAAUGCCAUUGUCAACUGUGCUGAGCUGGUGACCUACGACCUCAUCAAGGAUGCCCUCCUGAAGGCCAACCUCAUGACAGAUGACCUCCCUUGCCACUUCACUUCCGCAUUUGGGGCAGGCUUCUGCACCACCAUCAUUGCCUCCCCUGUCGACGUGGUCAAGACGAGAUAUAUGAACUCUGCCCUGGGCCAGUACAGCAGCGCUGGCCACUGUGCCCUUACCAUGCUCCAGAAGGAGGGUCCCCGAGCCUUCUACAAAGGGUUCAUGCCCUCCUUUCUCCGUUUGGGUUCCUGGAACGUGGUGAUGUUCGUCACCUAUGAGCAGCUGAAACGGGCCCUCAUGGCUGCCUGCACUUCCCGGGAGGCUCCCUUUUGAGCCUUCCUGCUGCUGACCUGACCAGCUCUGGCUUUGCUUUGGCUCCAGCCAGGCCCUGCUUCCCUUCUCCUCCUCCCCUCUUUCCCUUCUCCUUCUCCCCUCCUUCCCUUCUCUCUCUCCCCACCCGUUCCUUCCACUCCCUCUUCCAUCACCUCCCUUCCCUCUCCCCACAUUCUCACACCUAUUCCCUAACUCAUCUCCCAUUGCCUCUCAGUCCUGGUGGAGUUGACCCCACCUGACGCUGUGGGAGGCCUGGCACCAGCCAGGAUCCCAAGCCCUCAGUCCCUCGAAGAGUUCAGCCCGACUCUUCAUCCUUCCCCUGAGCCCAGCCCCACCAGCACAUGACCCAUAAAGCAACCUCAACCUUG
Messenger RNA from Ceratotherium simum simum (southern white rhinoceros), 1663 nucleotides. It is a transcript of the gene UCP2, whose product is annotated as uncoupling protein 2. The record is from RefSeq and is a predicted model, not a curated record. Gene Ontology annotation, biological process: transmembrane transport. Lineage: Eukaryota; Metazoa; Chordata; Mammalia; Perissodactyla; Rhinocerotidae.